This is a messenger RNA of Lathyrus oleraceus (garden pea), 4191 nucleotides long. RefSeq lists its product as uncharacterized. The transcript is spliced from 3 exons. The coding region runs from base 1 to 4191 and encodes 1396 amino acids. The record is from RefSeq and is a predicted model, not a curated record. NCBI's taxonomy places the organism in Eukaryota, Viridiplantae, Streptophyta, Magnoliopsida, Fabales, Fabaceae.
AUGGGCAAACGUGGCGUUGGCCGGCCAAGGCUUGCGGUGGCGGCGCGACGGAAAGGGGAGGAGCGAACAAUAGUGACUCAAGCGAUCAUGGAAUCAAAAGAGCAGCAAGUAGGGGACCAUGAAAGACAAGACACAUUGGAAUCACAAGAACACCAAGCAGGAGAACAUGAAGGGCAAGACGCCACUCGUAAGGAAAAGGAGAUACCGGAUAUGGAACCUCCUAUGUCGAUGGAGAGCGAGAUCGAAAUGCCAGGGGUUGAGGUGCCAGAGACUGUGCAACUAAGGAAACCCUGGGUAGAUGUCAUAAGAGGUAAUAGAAGAAUCAAUAGAGCGGUGAGUAUGGAGUAUAUCCCACCCACGAUUGUCGAUGGCGAAGUGGAAGUAAAAAUUGAAGAAUCUGAUGUUGAAGACGAGCUCGAGUUUUGGUCGAAUUCGAUUAUAUUGUUUGCCCUAGGAGAUUCUCUGUCAAUGAAUGCAAUCAAGAAGUUCAUGGAGAAGAAUUGGAACUCGGUUUCGCUACCAGAGCUGUAUUACAAUGAGGAAGGAUAUUUUAUUGUGCGAUUCAGGAACCAAGAGGAUAGAGAACAUGUGCUAGCUCAGGGCCCGUAUUUCAUUUAUGGGAAGCCAUUGUUCUUAAGACAAUGGAGCUCAGAUUUUGAGAUGAAAGAGGACAUAUUGCGGGUUAUGCCGUUGUGGGUCACAUUUCCCCAAUUGCCCCUCCACCUGUGGGGAGAGAAAUGCUUGGCUAAGAUAGCAAGCUCCAUUAGAAAACCAAUUACAAUGGAUGAAUGUACAACAAAGAAGCUAAGGGUCUCAUAUGCCCGAAUGUUGGUGGAGGUAGAUGUUACACAAAAACUUCGAAACAGCAUCAACAUCAGGGAUCAUAACAACAAGCUUGUCCAACAAUGUAUUGAGUAUGAAUGGGUACCCAAAUAUUGCCAUAAAUGCCUGAAAAUAGGGCAUGACUGUGCACUGAAGAAGCCAAUGAACCACCAAGUCAAGAAGAUAUGGCAACCAGUUGGGAAUUUACAGAAGUCAGAGCCUUCCCAAGGGGACCAAACUCAAAGGGGAGAGGUUCAGCCAGUCAUAAUGGUAGCAGAGAAACCAAUAGAAGAAGAGGGUACUAGCACAGACUGGACUAUGGUGGCAGAAAAGGACAGAGAGACUAGAGUUAAAGAAGAUAAGGCUGCUGGAAUAAGAAGAUAUUAUGAAAAUAAGUGGUGUUUUGAAGAUAACUAUGACGAACACUAUAAUGGUAGGAUCUGGCUUCUGUGGAAUAAAGCUGAAGUGAUUAUUAGGAUGAUUCAAGUCCAUGAACAAUUUCUGCACUUUGAGGUUUAUGGAAUAGAUAACUCCUUUCGAUAUGUUGCUACAAUGAUUUAUGCCUUCAAUCAAGUGGAACAUAGGAAAACAUUGUGGAGCAAGUUGGAAAGUCUGGGAAGCAGUAUGGAUAGGCCCUGGGUUGUCAUUGGGGACUUUAAUAAUGUCUUGAAGGAGGAGGAUAGAAUUGGUGGGCAACCAGUUAGUUAUGCAGAAUAUAGAGAUCUAGAUGAGAUGAUGCACAAUGUUAGCUUGUUUGAAAAUGUUUCCAAAGGAAGCUACUUCACCUGGUCCAACAAACACACCCAAGGAAUCAUCCACUCAAGAAUUGAUAGAAUGGUGUCUAACAUCCAGUGGUUGCAGAAGUAUCCUGAUGCUGUAGUGGAAAACUUGGCACCUAAUAUUUCUGAUCAUACCCCUGUCAAAGUUAGUGUUAGCCAACAGCAGAUAAGGAAGGGAUCGAUGUUUAAAUUCCUGAAUUGUAGUGUUAAAGAGCCUACCUAUAUGCAGAUUGUGAAGAACAGUUGGCAAGAAGAGGUGAUAGGUAAUAACAUGUAUAGAUUAUGGAGGAAAUUAUUGAGACUGCAACCGAUUCUGAAGAAGCUGAAUUCCCAAUACUCAGACAUUCAGGACCAAAUCCAGAAAGCCAGACAAUUGCUUCUAGACGAACAGAAGGAUCUCCAAAAUAAUUUGUUUGAUGUGCAAAGUAUUGAGAGAGUGAAGCAGUGUACUGAGAACCUCAUCCAUUUGAACCAAACAGAGGAAAAUAUAUUGAAGCAGAAAGCCAAGGUGAAUUGGUUACAACUAGGAGAUGGUAAUAAUGCUUUUUAUCAUGCUUAUGUGAGGGACAGAAACAAGCAAAAGGGGAUGUAUACUUUGGAGUCUGUAAAUGGAGGUAGCCUAAGCAAACCAGAAGAUAUAGAAGAAGAAGUUUUGCAAUUCUAUGACAAACUGGUAGGUACUAAAUCCCUGAACCUGAGAUGUAUCGAUAUUACCACUGUAAGGAAUGGUAAAACUCUUGAUAGAGAGAGUGCUUGUCAGCUGAUAAGACCUGUUGAGGAAGGGGAAGUGUGGAGUGCUCUGAAAAGUAUAGGCCAGAAUAAGGCACCAGGGGUGGAUGGAUUCAACGCUUACUUCUUCACAGCUACAUGGCAAAUUGUGAAAAAUGAUGUGACAGCUGCAGUUAAAGAAUUUUUUCAUAAUGGAAAGAUGCUGAAGGUUUUUAACUGCUCCUUGGUAACUCUUAUCCCCAAAAAUCCUGAUGCUAAAACUGUUAAGGAUAUGAGGCCUAUAGCUUGCUGUAGUACAAUUUACAAGAUUAUAUCAAAAAUCCUAACAACUAGACUGGGUAAGGUGAUCAGUAAGCUGGUGGAUGAAUCACAAUCUGCUUUUGUUCCAGGUAGACACAUACAGGACAACAUCAUCUUGGCUCAAGAACUGAUCAAAGGGUAUAACAGGAAGAAUAUUUCUCCGAGGUGCAUGGUUCAGAUGGAUAUUCAAAAGGCGUAUGAUACGAUUGACUGGAAUGCUUUAGCUCAGAUUAUGCAAGAGAUGGGAAUACCUCAGAUGUUCAGAAAUUGGCUUAUCGACAUGUGUUUUGCUGAUGAUAUUGUGAUUUUUGCGAGAGGGGAUGUUGGUUCUCUUCAACUCAUUAUGCAGGUGGUGGAAAAAUUCACUAACUCAACUGGCUUGCAAAUGAGCAUUCCUAAAAGCAAGCUAUUUGUGGGAGGGGUAGAUGGCAUAACUAAAGGAAACUUGCAGCAAGCGACUGGAUUCUCUUUGGGGAAGCUUCCAGUCAAGUAUCUUGGAGUGCCUCUGAACAGUAGAAAGCUCACCAUCAACAAUUGUCAAGGGUUGCUAGAUAGAAUGACUGUUAGAAUUAACCAUUGGUGUAGCCGUCUUUUGUCGUAUGCAGGUAAAUUACAGUUGGUGAGAAAUGUGAUGUUUGCUAUAGCCAAUUAUUGGAUGCAAAUUUUUCUUCUACCCAAAAAGAUCAUUAGGCUCAUUGAAAGCAUGUGUAGAAGAUUCAUUUGGGCUGGAAAUGACGAGAAGAGUAAAAGAGCGCCGGUGGCCUGGGACCAUGUUUGUGAUUCGAUUGCAAAUGGUGGAAGGAACAUCAUAGCCUUAGGGGAGUGGAAUAAAGCCACCAUUGGCAAGCUUCUCUGGAAUUUGAGCGAGAAGAAGGAUAAAAUGUGGGUUAAAUGGAUGCAUAUUUACUACUUGAAGAAUGGAGUGAUUGAGGAAUACCAGCCCAACAACAACAGUUCAUGGUUGAUGAAGUCCAUGUGUAAACAUAAAGCUGAAUUGAUGUCUAAUGAUAUUUGGGUUGAAUUCCAGGCUAAUAAUAUGUAUAGCACUCGAAGAAUGUAUCGGCAUCUGCGUGGGGACAAGCCAAGAGUUGAUUGGAGGAGGUUAAUGUACAUAAACAUGGCUAGACCAAGGGCUGUUUUUACUCUUUGCCUGGUCUGUCAGGACAGAUUGCAAACCAAAGACAGAUUGAUGAAACACGGGACUUAUACUGAUGGGAAUUGUCUGUUUUGUGAUGUGCAGGAAAAUAGAUGCCAUUUAUUCUUUGAGUGUGCAAUCACAAAGAAGAUUUGGAAGGAGAUUCUUAAUAGGCUUGGGCUUGGUUAUAUCCAUAUUGAUUGGAAUGAGCAUACUGCUUGGCAACAAGCCAAAGGGAAGGGCAACAAAAUGCGUAUUUUCAAAGCUGCGCUGGCUGAAACGGUAUACCACAUUUGGUGGGUGAGAAACAGGAUUUGUUUCCAACAGGGGAGGAAGGAAGAGCUUCAAAGCCAACAUAUUCAUGACAUACUUAUGGAUAGAUUUAGAAUGAAUAGAAAAUUGACAGCGUAUUGUAAUAGCCUUUAG